GACAAGUGGAUGGGGAUGUGGAGGGCAAUUGAGAAAGGGGAGACUGGCAAAGAGUGGGGGCAGGAAGUGGGGCUGGGCAGCCCCGUGCAUAGUGGGGCUCUCAUGAGGGGGUGUGUGGUACCCGAGGGAGGCACAGGGUGGGAGCAGUGUCUGUGCAUCACCCUGGGCUCGGGUGCUGUGUUCCCCUGCUGUGUUGCCUUUGCAAACCCUCCAAACUGCCUCUCUGCUCCAAGGAACCGUCCGGAGGGCAAAGUGCUGGAGACUGUGGGGGUGUUUGAGGCCCCGAAGCAACAUGGCAAAUAUGAGACUGGUCAGCUCUUCCUGCACAGUGUGUUUGGCUAUCGAGGAAUAGUCCUGUUUCCCUGGCAAGCCAGGCUUUAUGAUCGGGAUGUGGCUUCUCCUGUCACAGAAAAGAACGAGAAUGUGGCAGGCCAUGGGUCCAAAGAGGUCAAGGGCAAAACACACACUUACUACCAGGUGUUAAUAGAUGCCCGGGAUUGUCCACAUAUAUCCCAGAGAUCACAGACGGAAGCAGUGACGUUCCUGGCAAAUCACGACGACAGCAGAGCCCUCUAUGCCAUCCCAGGUUUAGACUACGUAAGCCAUGAAGAUAUCCUUCCCUACAGCUCCACUGAUCAAGUGCCCAUCCAGCAUGAGCUCUUUGAGAGGUUCCUCAUGUACGACCAAACAAAAGUCCCACCUUUUGUAGCAAGGGAUACUCUAUGUGCAUGGCAGGAGAAGAACCACCCCUGGCUGGAGCUCUCUGAUGUGCACCGAGAAACCACGGAGAACAUCCGCGUCACAGUCAUCCCUUUCUACAUGGGCAUGAGGGAAGCCCAGAAUUCCCAUGUCUACUGGUGGCGCUACUGUAUUCGCUUGGAGAACCUUGACAGUGAAGUGGUUCAGCUCCGAGAGAGGCACUGGAGGAUAUUUAGCUUGUCUGGCACCUUGGAAACGGUCCGGGGCCGUGGCGUUGUAGGAAGGGAGCCAGUUCUGUCCAAAGAACAGCCAGCAUUUCAGUACAGCAGUCACGUCUCCCUGCAGGCUUCCAGUGGUCACAUGUGGGGUACUUUUCGAUUUGAGAGGCCUGAUGGCUCCCACUUUGAUGUCCGAAUUCCACCCUUUUCUCUGGAAAGUAACAAAGACGAGAAGACCCCUCCCUCCGGCCUUCACUGGUAGAUCAGAGCGAGUGCUGAGACCCACAGAGGCCUGUGUGUGUUGUAGACCUUUGCCUCCCCAUUUAUGCUGCAGCCAAGAACACGAAGCUUUUAAACAUUUUAAACCAUUUUUGUUUUAACUGUUGUCUGAUGGGGAGGCUUUUUGGAACUUUAAUACUGGCUCUCUCAGGCUGCUUGUAAAACGUAAGCUGUGUUACAGGUAACCCUUCCCUUUGUGGCACCUGCUGGGGUUGGAGCUGGGGGAUGUAGAUGGUGCUGCUGCAGAAGAACUGGCCCCCCUCGGCAGGCCUGGACCCUUUCCAAUGUGUUGUGACUUCUCUGCAAUGUGAGGUUUCUCUAAUAAACUGGCCCUUCCAGUUGCAA
Manacus vitellinus (golden-collared manakin) is the source of this 1541-nucleotide messenger RNA. It is a transcript of the gene POLDIP2, whose product is annotated as DNA polymerase delta interacting protein 2. Gene Ontology annotation, cellular component: nucleus; mitochondrial nucleoid. Bases 10 to 1179 code for a protein of 389 amino acids. NCBI's taxonomy places the organism in Eukaryota, Metazoa, Chordata, Aves, Passeriformes, Pipridae. Gene Ontology annotation, molecular function: DNA binding. Gene Ontology annotation, biological process: error-free translesion synthesis. The record is from RefSeq and is a predicted model, not a curated record. The transcript is spliced from 10 exons.